Messenger RNA from Closterium sp. Naga37s-1, 4506 nucleotides. Lineage: Eukaryota; Viridiplantae; Streptophyta; Zygnematophyceae; Desmidiales; Closteriaceae. The record is from the annotation of a GenBank genome assembly.
AGAGAGUGGUGACGGAGGUGGCAAGGGAAGUGGUGGAGGGGCAUGGCAAGGCGUGGACGGGGGAGGGCGCGGAGCAGUGCGCGGGGAGGCUGCCCAUCGACGGGGCGAGGGCGCUGGUGCAGCUGUAUGGGCUGCCGUGCUCCCCUGAGGGGUUCCUGCACACGCUACUAGAGAGGCUUCAAGGCAGGUGGCACCAGGCUAAGUCCUUGCCAGGGGCCCAUCGGCUGCUCUCCCAUCUCACGGCAGCGCACGUGCCUGUAGCCCUCGCCUCCAGCUCACCGCGCGGCAUCAUUGCCACCAAGCUUGCCCUUCAGCCAGGAUGGCAGGAGCUGUUUGCAGUGACAGUAGCGGGGGUGGAGGUGGCACAGGGCAAGCCAGCUCCUGACAUAUUUUUGAGAGCUGCAGAGCUGAUGGGAGCUAAGCCUUCGGAGUGCCUGGUGUUUGAGGACGCCCCUGCAGGUGUGCAGGCAGCCAGGGCAGCGGGCAUGCAUGUCGUGGCUGUGCCUUCUCUGCCACAGAAGGCUGCACGACCGCUCUACUCCUCCGCACACCAAAUCCUUGCUUCACUUCUAGACUUCCAACCAACGGACUGGGGCCUACCACCCUUCACUGACUGGGUGCAUGCAUCGCUGCCCAUCGAUCCAUGGUUCAUGAAAGGGCCUGUCAUCAAGGGCUGCGGCAGGGGAUCCAAGAUCCUAGGCAUUCCCACAGCCAACCUGCCGUCCUCAUCAUUCGCAGGGCACCUGGCAGAGCACACGUGUGGGAUCUACCAUGGGUGGGCCGCCUUGCCGGGGAGGGGCGUAUUUAAGAUGGUUAUGAGCGUGGGCUGGAAUCCCUUCUUUAACAACACGCAUAAGACAGUGGUGGGUGCGAGUGUGUGCAUCUGUGUAUUGUGCGUGCGUGCGCGCGUGGCGUGGGUGGGUGGGUGUGUGGGUUGGGUGCUUAGGUGUAUGGGAGCUCGGGUGGAUGGGUGCUCGGGUGGAUGGGAGCUCGGGUGGAUGGGUGCUCGGGUGGAUGGGUGCUCGGGUGGAUGGGUGCUCGGGUGGAUGGGUGCUCGGGUGGAUGGGUGCUCGGGUGGAUGGGAGCUCGGGUGGAUGGGUGCUCGGGUGGAUGGGUGCUCGGGUGGAUGGGUGCUCGGGUGGAUGGGUGCUCGGGUGGAUGGGUGCUCGGGUGUAUGGGUGCUCGGGUGGAUGGGUGCUCGGGUGGAUGGGUGCUCGGGUGGAUGGGUGCUCGGGUGUAUGGGUGCUCGGGUGGAUGGGUGCUCGGGUGUAUGGGUGCUCGGGUGGAUGGGUGCUCGGGUGUAUGGGUGCUCGGGUGGAUGGGUGCUCGGGUGGAUGGGUGCUCGGGUGUAUGGGUGCUCGGGUGGAUGGGUGCUCGGGUGUAUGGGUGCUCGGGUGUAUGGGUGCUCGGGUGUAUGGGUGCUCGGGUGGAUGGGUGCUCGGGUGGAUGGGUGCUCGGGUGUAUGGGUGCUCAGGUGGAUGGGUGCUCGGGUGUAUGGGUGCUUUGGUGGAUGGGUGCUCGGGUGUAUGGGUGCUCGGGUGGAUGGGUGCUCGGGUGUAUGGGUGCUCGGGUGGAUGGGUGCUCGGGUGGAUGGGUGCUCGGGUGUAUGGGUGCUCGGGUGGAUGGGUGCUCGGGUGUAUGGGUGCUCGGGUGGAUGGGUGCUCGGGUGUAUGGGUGCUCGGGUGGAUGGGUGCUCGGGUGGAUGGGUGCUCGGGUGUAUGGGUGCUCGGGUGGAUGGGUGCUCGGGUGUAUGGGUGCUCGGGUGUAUGGGUGCUCGGGUGUAUGGGUGCUCGGGUGGAUGGGUGCUCGGGUGGAUGGGUGCUCGGGUGUAUGGGUGCUCGGGUGGAUGGGUGCUCGGGUGGAUGGGUGCUCGGGUGCUCGGGUGGAUGGGUGCUCGGGUGCAUGGGUUCUCGGGUGGAUGGUUGCUCGGGUGGAUGGGUGCUCGGGUGUAUGGGUGCUCGGGUGUAUGGGUGCUCGGGUGGAUGGGUGCUCGGGUGUAUGGGUGCUCGGGUGGAUGGGUGCUCGGGUGGAUGGGUGCUCGGGUGUAUGGGUGCUCGGGUGGAUGGGUGCUCGGGUGGAUGGGUGCUCGGGUGUAUGGGUGCUCGGGUGGAUGGGUGCUCGGGUGUAUGGGUGCUCGGGUGGAUGGGUGCUCGGGUGGAUGGGUGCUCGGGUGUAUGGGUGCUCGGGUGGAUGGGUGCUCGGGUGGAUGGGUGCUCGGGUGGAUGGGUGCUCGGGUGUAUGGGUGCUCGGGUGGAUGGGUGCUCGGGUGGAUGGGUGCUCGGGUGGAUGGGUUCUCGGGUGGAUGGGUGCUCGGGUGGAUGGGUGCUCGGGUGUAUGGGUGCUCGGGUGUAUGGGUGCUCGGGUGGAUGGGUGCUCGGGUGUAUGGGUGCUCGGGUGGAUGGGUGCUCGGGUGGAUGGGUGCUCGGGUGGAUGGGUGCUCGGGUGUAUGGGUGCUCGGGUGUAUGGGUGCUCGGGUGGAUGGGUGCUCGGGUGGAUGGGUGCUCGGGUGUAUGGGUGCUCGGGUGGAUGGGUGCUCGGGUGUAUGGGUGCUCGGGUGGAUGGGUGCUCGGGUGGAUGGGUGCUCGGGUGUAUGGGUGCUCGGGUGGAUGGGUACUCGGGUGGAUGGGUGCUCGGGUGGAUGGGUGCUCGGGUGUAUGGGUGCUCGGGUGUAUGGGUGCUCGGGUGGAUGGGUGCUCGGGUGGAUGGGUGCUCGGGUGUAUGGGUGCUCGGGUGGAUGGGUGCUCGGGUGUAUGGGUGCUCGGGUGGAUGGGUGCUCGGGUGGAUGGGUGCUCGGGUGUAUGGGUGCUCGGGUGGAUGGGUUCUCGGGUGGAUGGGUGCUCGGGUGGAUGGGUGCUCGGGUGAAUGGGUGCUCGGGUGUAUGGGUGCUCGGGUGGAUGGGUGCUCGGGUGUAUGGGUGCUCGGGUGGAUGGGUGCUCGGGUGGAUGGGUGCUCGGGUGUAUGGGUGCUCGGGUGUAUGGGUGCUCGGGUGGAUGGGUGCUCGGGUGGAUGGGUGCUCGGGUGUAUGGGUGCUCGGGUGGAUGGGUGCUCGGGUGUAUGGGUGCUCGGGUGGAUGGGUGCUCGGGUGGAUGGGUGCUCGGGUGGAUGGGUGCUCGGGUGGAUGGGUGCUCGGGUGGAUGGGUGCUCGGGUGGAUGGGUGCUCGGGUGGAUGGGUGCUCGGGUGGAUGGGUGCUCGGGUGGAUGGGUGCUCGGGUGGAUGGGUGCUCGGGUGGAUGGGUGCUCGGGUGGAUGGGUGCUCGGGUGGAUGGGUGCUCGGGUGGAUGGGUGCUCGGGUGGAUGGGUGCUCGGGUGGAUGGGUGCUCGGGUGUAUGGGUGCUCGGGUGGAUGGGUGCUCGGGUGUAUGGGUGCUCGGGUGGAUGGGUGCUCGGGUGGAUGGGUGCUCGGGUGGAUGGGUGCUCGGGUGGAUGGGUGCUCGGGUGGAUGGGUGCUCGGGUGGAUGGGUGCUCGGGUGGAUGGGUGCUCGGGUGGAUGGGUGCUCGGGUGGAUGGGUGCUCGGGUGGAUGGGUGCUCGGGUGGAUGGGUGCUCGGGUGGAUGGGUGCUCGGGUGGAUGGGUGCUCGGGUGGAUGGGUGCUCGGGUGGAUGGGUGCUCGGGUGGAUGGGUGCUCGGGUGGAUGGGUGCUCGGGUGUAUGGGUGCUCGGGUGGAUGGGUGCUCGGGUGGAUGGGUGCUCGGGUGUAUGGGUGCUCGGGUGUAUGGGUGCUCGGGUGGAUGGGUGCUCGGGUGGAUGGGUGCUCGGGUGUAUGGGUGCUCGGGUGGAUGGGUGCUCGGGUGUAUGGGUGCUCGGGUGGAUGGGUGCUCGGGUGGAUGGGUGCUCGGGUGUAUGGGUGCUCGGGUGGAUGGGUGCUCGGGUGGAUGGGUGCUCGGGUGGAUGGGUGCUCGGGUGUAUGGGUGCUCGGGUGUAUGGGUGCUCGGGUGGAUGGGUGCUCGGGUGGAUGGGUGCUCGGGUGUAUGGGUGCUCGGGUGGAUGGGUGCUCGGGUGUAUGGGUGCUCGGGUGGAUGGGUGCUCGGGUGGAUGGGUGCUCGGGUGUAUGGGUGCUCGGGUGGAUGGGUUCUCGGGUGGAUGGGUGCUCGGGUGGAUGGGUGCUCGGGUGAAUGGGUGCUCGGGUGUAUGGGUGCUCGGGUGGAUGGGUGCUCGGGUGUAUGGGUGCUCGGGUGGAUGGGUGCUCGGGUGGAUGGGUGCUCGGGUGUAUGGGUGCUCGGGUGUAUGGGUGCUCGGGUGGAUGGGUGCUCGGGUGGAUGGGUGCUCGGGUGUAUGGGUGCUCGGGUGGAUGGGUGCUCGGGUGUAUGGGUGCUCGGGUGGAUGGGUGCUCGGGUGGAUGGGUGCUCGGGUGGAUGGGUGCUCGGGUGGAUGGGUGCUCGGGUGGAUGGGUGCUCGGGUGGAUGGGUGCUCGGGUGGAUGGGUGCUCGGGUGGAUGGGUGCUCGGGUGGAUGGGUGCGUGGGUGGAUGGGUGCUCGGGUGGAUGGGUGCUCGGGUGGAUGGGUGCUUAU